Drosophila mojavensis is the source of this 1487-nucleotide messenger RNA. RefSeq names its product guanine nucleotide-binding protein subunit beta-5 (gene Gbeta5). Gene Ontology annotation, cellular component: heterotrimeric G-protein complex; cytoplasm. The coding region runs from base 131 to 1201 and encodes 356 amino acids. Gene Ontology annotation, biological process: G protein-coupled receptor signaling pathway; G protein-coupled dopamine receptor signaling pathway. The record is from RefSeq and is a predicted model, not a curated record. The transcript has a single exon. Gene Ontology annotation, molecular function: signaling receptor complex adaptor activity; protein binding. NCBI's taxonomy places the organism in Eukaryota, Metazoa, Arthropoda, Insecta, Diptera, Drosophilidae.
UGCCGCCCGUUGUGUAUUCGUGUAUACACUUUUUUUUCUAACUGCAAUCAGUAUAUUGAUUUUUCGCCCCCGCUUUUCCAUUGAAGUCUACGGCACGGGCAGAGCAUAAACAUAAGAAUCUAUUGUAAAAAUGUCGGAGUGCGCCGCUUCAGCCAGCAAUGUGAAUGCCAAUGAAAAGAUGGCCAGCUUGCUGAAGGAGGCGGAAAAUUUGAAAGCCAAACUAGAAGAGGAGCGCCAAAAACUGAACGAUGUCAGUCUCUCAACCAUUGCUGAAAGGCUGGAGCAGAUAGCCUUCGUAAACAUAAAGCCACGUAAGGUGCUGAAAGGUCACCAGGCGAAAGUGCUGUGCACCGACUGGAGUCCCGAUAAGCGCCACAUUAUCUCAUCAUCUCAGGACGGGCGCCUAAUAAUCUGGGAUGCGUUUACCACAAACAAAGAGCACGCUGUGACAAUGCCAACCACUUGGAUAAUGGCAUGUGCGUAUGCGCCAUCCGGCAACUAUGUGGCCUGUGGUGGCCUGGACAAUAAAGUAACCGUAUAUCCGAUUACCUCCGAUGAGGAAAUGGCAGCCAAGAAGCGCACUGUCGGCACGCACACCAGUUACAUGUCGUGCUGCAUCUACCCCAAUUCAGAUCAACAAAUACUCACAGGCAGCGGCGACUCCACAUGCGCUCUGUGGGACGUCGAAUCUGGCCAACUACUGCAAAGUUUCCAUGGCCACUCCGGCGACGUGAUGGCCAUCGACUUGGCGCCAAAUGAGACGGGCAACACCUUCGUCUCUGGCAGCUGUGAUCGCAUGGCCUUCAUUUGGGACAUGCGGUCUGGCCAUGUUGUGCAGUCCUUCGAGGGCCAUCAGUCGGACGUGAACAGUGUCAAGUUCCAUCCAUGCGGCGACGCCAUCGCUACGGGCUCCGACGACAGCAGCUGUCGUCUGUUCGACAUGCGCGCAGACCGCGAAGUAGCCGUCUUUGCCAAGGAGAGCAUUAUCUUUGGCGUCAACUCAGUGGACUUUUCAGUCAGUGGGCGACUCCUCUUUGCCGGCUACAAUGACUACACCGUCAACCUCUGGGACACACUCAAAUCGGAACGCGUCUGCCUGCUGUACGGCCACGAGAACAAGGUCUCCUGUGUGCAGGUCUCACCCGACGGCACAGCGCUGUCCACUGGCAGCUGGGACUACACCAUCCGAGUGUGGGCCUAAGCCAUAAAACCAGCAAAAAUAUAUGUGUGUGUAUUAUACGAAUGUGCAUAUGCAUAUAUAUGUAAAUUGAAUCUGUUGAGCAUGCUCCUGCUGUUGUUUGUCAGCUUUCAGCUUUUUUUUUUCUGUCUGCGUGUUACACCAAAUACUAUAUACUUUAAGUAUGAUGCAAAGGAGGCGAAGUGCACGCAACCAAUCCAAAGAGAAGGAGCUCGUGUAUAUCUAUGUAAACAUAUUAUGCGCUAGUUCUAAGUUCCUGUUCGAAAUAAAUGUUGAAGCGAAAACCAAA